Molecule: messenger RNA, 432 nt
Organism: Trichoderma harzianum CBS 226.95
Lineage: Eukaryota; Fungi; Ascomycota; Sordariomycetes; Hypocreales; Hypocreaceae
Exons: 1
Biological process (GO): regulation of DNA-templated transcription; DNA repair
Molecular function (GO): zinc ion binding; sequence-specific DNA binding; methyltransferase activity
Source: RefSeq, a predicted model, not a curated record
UACGAAAACCACGAUUCUCGCUGGCAGGCUGUGAAAGCCCGCGAUAUUCGUGCGGACGGCUGCUUUGUCUCGGCCGUGAGAGCAACAAAGGUCUAUUGUCGACCAGUUUGUAAAUCUAGACUGCCUCUUCGCCGCAAUGUUUUAUUUUACAGAACUGGUCAACAAGCGCAGUCUGCAGGUUUCCGUGCCUGCAAACGGUGUAAACCCCAGCUAGAUGGGCUCAUGCCGGAGGAAAAGUCUGUGCAAAAAAUUCGAGGGUUCCUGCAAGAGUGGGAAACAGCCGUCAUCAGUGACGAAAGUCUUUGCCAGUUGAGCUUAGGCCAAAUGGCGAAACAGGCCAACAUGUCGAAAUGGUAUUUCCAUCGGCUAUUCAAGAAGUGCGUCGGCAUGACGCCCGUUCAGUAUCUCAGAAGCCGGCGGAACAUCAUGCAG